This is a messenger RNA of Cantharellus anzutake, 861 nucleotides long. RefSeq lists its product as uncharacterized. Lineage: Eukaryota; Fungi; Basidiomycota; Agaricomycetes; Cantharellales; Hydnaceae. Bases 79 to 729 code for a protein of 216 amino acids. The record is from RefSeq and is a predicted model, not a curated record. The transcript has a single exon.
CGAUUUAGAGCUCCACUUCCUCGAAGGGAUGUACAGGAGCCCAUCGAAGUUAUCGAGACACCUGGUUACAAGAAUCUGAUGAUGGGAGACGCGACCACCUUCCGCAAAAUGUUGCAUCCCCCCCAUAUGCCGCGCUCUUAUUUGGAAGUCCCUUCGUCUCUUCGUCUCUUCUCCAUCGAAAAUUGCAUUCAGCAAAACACGUACCAAGAACCCGCACCAAAGCCCGCUUCUCCUGUUGCCAAUGUCGAUAUAUUCUCUGAAUUCCAAAGAAACGCGUUUCGAUCUAAUAAUGACACUUCCCCCAGUACCCGUGCUCACCAUUCCCUCUCGGACGCUUCCAUGGAAAAUCAACGACAACCCACAACAAACGUUACUCCACCACGUCCCGCCCAGCCUGAUGGUACCGAACGCUUAGACGCCCUCGCAUCUGUUGCUGCCCACUUAACAGGCGGCGGAUCAACUCCGAUCUUUACCGUUCCUGCUGCACAGAGAGAUCCCGAACAGUUGGCAACGCACUUGAGUCGCACCGAGUCCCUGGUGAAUCGUAAGGUUACUACGAUACAAGAGGCGGAUCAUGAUAGGUGGAUUGCGUUGACGAUGGGUGACACCACUACUAGUCGAUGGAGUCAUCUGUAUGGUCCAAUUUGGGUGGACGACUUCACGGAACGAAGCCUUGGAUGUGGAAAGGCGCUGAUUGGGGGUCCAAUCGUUGGCGGCAUAGAAGAUUAACUCGAGCUAUAUAUUAUUCACGGCCGUUGCAUUCGUUUACAGACCGGGGACAUACCAAUCCUUGGCGUUUAUUCCAUCAUUGACGGGUGCGUUUCAAAAUAAGAUGGUGGAGCUUUGUGCAUCGGUGUGAAG